AUGUUCAACAGCAGGGCCUCGUCGAGCGCCGCGAUCAAGCGCCUCACCAUCGAAUACAAGCAGCUCUCCACCGACCCCAACUCGCUCUUCCCCGCCGUCGGCCCGGUGUCCGAAGACAACUAUCUGGAAUGGGAGGCGCUCGUUCCCGGCCCUGACGGCACGCCUUUCGAAGGCGGUGUCUUUUCCGCGCGCCUCACCUUCCCCGCUUCGUAUCCGCUCGAGCCGCCAACCAUGCGCUUCGAGCCGCCCAUCUUCCAUCCCAACGUCUACGCCGACGGCCUCGUCUGCAUCUCCAUCCUCCAUGCGCCCGGUGACGACCCAAACAUGUACGAGUCGUCGUCCGAACGCUGGUCGCCCGUACAGUCCAUCGAAAAGAUCCUCCUCUCCGUUCUCAGCAUGCUCGCAGAACCCAACGUAGAGAGUGGCGCCAACAUCGAUGCUUGUAAAAUGUACAGGGACAACCGCGAGGGGUACGAAAAGAUCAUUCGAGACUCGGUCAAGGAACAGCUCGGCUUGUAA
Molecule: messenger RNA, 519 nt
Organism: Moesziomyces aphidis
Lineage: Eukaryota; Fungi; Basidiomycota; Ustilaginomycetes; Ustilaginales; Ustilaginaceae
Source: the annotation of a GenBank genome assembly